AUCAAUUACAUAUAUUUAUCUUUGUAAUUUUUAAUUUGUAACGUUUUUCUUAUUAAGUAUUAAGACACAUUUUUAUGGUUUAAUACAAUUCUAGAAUAAAUCAUUUUUCGUUUGUAAAUUCUCAAAUGCCAAUAUAAUAUGAUCGAAUAUGUGUAAUGUGAAUUACGUGUAUAUUGUUUGUAUGCUGGAAUAUAAAAUAUUUUUUUUGUAAUACUGACCAGAGAUGUAGUUUUGAAUAAAUACAUCUGAUACAAAUUGACAAACAAAAAUGAUUUUUAUUGAGCUUAUCUGAUAAAUUUUAUUUCGUAAGAAUGGGUCGGUGAUACUAGUCUAUUCAGAGAUGCACUACGAACGAAUAUUACAUAUAUUAACGCAAUAUAGUAGACCAGUUUUUUUUAAAUCUAACCUAUUAAACAUUGUCAAAUUCGCACGUAGAAAAAUGUCAACAGACACAAGAUCCUUGGAAAGGUCUAAAUCUAUAUUGAAAGAUAUGUAUUUUACUGGUGUCAGAGCUGUUUCACCAAAAAAUCUUAUGUUGAACAAGGUCAAGUUUAAAGAUGGCAUAUUAUAUGCUGGAGACCAAAGUUUUCAACUUAAAGAAAAUGUUUAUCUAGUUGGUUUUGGCAAAGCUGUUAUGGGUAUGGCAGUGAUUCUUGAACAUAUGCUUGGCUAUCAUCUGAAGAAAGGUGUAGUUAGUGUGCCCUCGGCUUCAACGGAGUCAAUGUGGGAAUCUGAAGACAAAUCAUAUUUUCCUUUAAUAGGAACUAGUAUAGUAAAAUAUCGUGAAGGUUCUGUACACAAUCAACCAGAUAACAGGUCCUUAGAGACAACGCAUGAAAUUAUAGAUUUAGUAGAACCUCUCACAGAAAAUGACACUUUAAUUGUGUUAAUAUCUGGUGGUGGUUCUGCGUUGCUUUACAUGCCAAGACCAGUAAUUGAUCACGAGGAUAAAUUGCAUGUUUGUAAAAUGCUUCAAGCUGCCGGAGCUGAUAUAAAAGAGCUUAAUACAGUGAGAAGCAAAUUAUCUAUGGUAAAAGGUGGUGGCUUAGCUCGAAUGGCAUAUCCAGCUACAAUUAUCACCUUUAUAUUAUCUGAUAUUGUAGGUGAUCCUAUAGAGUUAAUUGCUAGUGGUCCAACAGUAUACAACAGUAAAAGACCAAAGGAAGUAAUAGCCAUAUUGAAAAAAUACAAUUUGUUUGAGCAAUUAGAGGGUGAUGUGAAAAAGCUUUUAACAUCUAAAGAAAGAUUUAAUGACAAGAAGUUGCUAACGAAAAAGAAACAAUUCAUGCAUGUGACUAAUAUUAUUUUGGGCAAUAAUACAGUGGCAAUCGAAGCAGCCUCCUUAGAAGCAUAUCAUCACAAGUUAACUCCAAUUAUAUUAAGAUCAGAUGUUGUAGGUGACGUACAUGAUGUUAGUUUAGCAUAUACUCAUGUAACAAGUCUGAUAUGUCUUGCACUGGAUAAAACAUUAGAAAAAGAAGAAUUUUUUGAAAAAGUAAAAGAUAUUCCUGUUCUUUCUUUAUCUGCUGCCAAAGUGGAUGAGAUUUACAACUUAAUUGAUAACGCCAGCGAAGAGGGAGUGAUAUUGAUUGGAGGUGGUGAACCAACAGUGGUGGUUAAAGGGAAAGGAAAAGGUGGUAGAAAUCAAGAAUUAGCGUUACAUUUUUCCCUAGACUGGUUGGCUAAGAUCAAAAGUUAUCCCCGAUUGGCGGAAUAUGAGGUAAUAAUGUUGAGUGCAGGGACCGACGGUCAAGAUGGUCCAACUGAUGCAGCAGGUGCAUUUGGAUAUCCUGCUAUUGGACCUUUGAUUCAUGAUAUAUAUGCAAAAGUAAACUCCAUAAGUUCAAGGGUGAUAGUUAAAGAAGGGCAGAAGAAACAAGCUAUUAGAGAGAAAGAGGAAGAACAAGAGCAACUCAAAAUACAAGAACAACUUAAAGAUCUGUGCAAAGCACAGGAAUUAAGUGGAUUUUUAACAAGUAAAAAAAAAACAACAGAAAAAGAAAAAGCAACAGAAAAAGAAAUUAGUCUCGAUAAAGGUGAAACAGAUGAAAGCGACGAUACACUUCCAUUUAUACUUCGAACAAUGGAAGUAGAACGUAUGUUACCUGAAAAUACUUUAAAAGAGAAUGAUACAUACAAUUUCUAUUCUCGGUUUAAAAAAGGCUCAGAUUUAUUUAAAACUGGUUUUACUGGCACCAAUGUUAUGGAUUUACAUUUUAUUUAUAUAAAGAAACGUAAAUGUGGCUGUAAGAUAGAUUUUGGAAAAGAAGCUUUUGAAAAUGAUUUGGAUAUGCACAAUUUGCACAUUGAUCCUUCAACUAUAGAAAAAUAUAAAAAUUUAUAUAAACGAGAACCUUUUGAUUGGCACAAAUUUCUACGUAAACCAUCGGUUGCGGUAGAUGAAAAGGCUGAUCAACUUAAUAUAAAAAUUAUUGAUGAUAAUUUGACUGAUCCAUGUUGUCGCAGAGAUAGAAAAUUUCCACAUACGGAUCUUUUAAAGGGUAAAGAUUUACCACUAUGAUAUAUUUUGUAAAAAAGUAAAACUUUCUGUAUUAUAUCAAAAAUCUUUUAAAUGUAAAUUAGAGAUUUUAUUUUUUGAAAUUAUUUGUAUACAUCAGA
This is a messenger RNA of Frieseomelitta varia, 2619 nucleotides long. RefSeq names its product glycerate kinase-like. The transcript is spliced from 2 exons. Gene Ontology annotation, biological process: protein phosphorylation. The record is from RefSeq and is a predicted model, not a curated record. Gene Ontology annotation, molecular function: glycerate kinase activity. Gene Ontology annotation, cellular component: cytoplasm. Bases 341 to 2521 code for a protein of 726 amino acids. Lineage: Eukaryota; Metazoa; Arthropoda; Insecta; Hymenoptera; Apidae.